Messenger RNA from Coregonus clupeaformis (lake whitefish), 5941 nucleotides. RefSeq names its product golgin subfamily A member 6-like protein 22. Lineage: Eukaryota; Metazoa; Chordata; Actinopteri; Salmoniformes; Salmonidae. The coding region runs from base 315 to 4865 and encodes 1516 amino acids. Gene Ontology annotation, biological process: spermatogenesis. The record is from RefSeq and is a predicted model, not a curated record. The transcript is spliced from 31 exons.
ACCUAACAACCAACUUCUCUACAUCCACUUUUACUUUUUAACGAUACACAUGGAAAAUAUAAUUUAUUUUGAAAAACCAUGUCUAUAAGCCAAUGGUGACAGUAUAUUUUUUAAAAUAAUUGUACAGCAUAGUUUUCGAGACAACAGACAAGUACAAGAAGAGAGCAACUCGGAGUGAUUGUGAUAACAAACAGCAUAAAAACAGUAGCUAGCAAGCUAACGUUAAGUAAUUAAUACCUGUGAGGCCAUUUGAGUAAUGUUUUAGCAAGCUAACCGAAAAGACAGUUCAGUUUUCAGUGAGACGAACUAGCAAAAUGGAUUAUAAGAGCAAAAAGUCCACUCUGUCCGGGGAAAAAUCACAGGGAUCUGGUCAUGAAAGUGACAAGCCACAGCAGAAAAACUCGAUGUCAAGAGUUGAUGCUGGUCAUGGUGGUGGGAUCAUUCACUGCCCUGUUACCAAAAACAUGAAACACCUCCUGGAUGAGUUCAAGGGGCUGUAUGAGGAUAGGUUGAGACGCCUACAGUUUGACACCAGAGGGGGCACAAAGGAGGACAUUUUACAGAUGAAGGUCCAUAUCCUCCAGUCCUAUGUGAACGACUUGGGUGACCAGAACCAAGUGCUGGUCCAGACAGUGGAGGACCUGGAAAUAGAAGCCAACAACAGAGACUGCACCAUAGAGGCCAAGCUAUGCACCUCUGAUCAAAUCAUUCAUGAUCUGGAGCAGCAGAGGAGGGUUCUGGAGGAGAGUGUGUGUAGUCUGCGCUCUGAGAACCAGGACCUGAAGACUGACAUGGACUCUCUCACAAACUUCAUCCAACGAGCGAGACACCAACACACCCUGGUCGUUUCUGGGGUCACUCUAAGGACAGGCCCGUUGGAGAAGAUGAUUGAAACCUCGACUCAUACCCCUUCGAACCCUGAGGUAGAGGAUCUGAGGAUCCAGCUGAGGACUAGAGACAGAACUAUCCUCAGUCUGGAGAGAGACAUCAAGACCUUCCAACUGGAGAAUAACACACUCAACAAAACAGAGCCGCUCCAGGGUAGUGAUCUUCAGCGCCAGGUGUGUGCUUUACUGUCCCCCCAGAGAGAGAAGGUAGCAGAGAUCACUGAGAGAGACCUCACCAUCACCAAGCUACACACAGAGAUACAGCUACUGCAAGAGGAGGGGCCGGACACACACACACAGCUUUCCAAACAGAAGGAUAGGGUGAGACAGCUAGAGGAGGUGAAGAAACAGGAGGCGCAACAGAGGAAAGCAGAAGAGGAGUGGAGGAAGAGGGAGGAAGAACACAGACAGAGAGAGCUGGAGAGGAAGAGGGAGGAAGACGAAUGGAAAGAGAAGCAGCGUAAGAGAGAGGAGAAGUGGAAGAAGAGAGAGGAGGAACAGAGAGAGGCCUGGGCCCUUGCCAGGAAGGAAUGGGAGGAGAAGGCAUCCAAUUUGAAUGCUGAGGCAGAGGCCAAAAUGGUGGAGGUGAGGACAGAACUGAGUGAUGAGUACGGGAGGAGACUGGAGGAAGAACGAAUGAAACAGUUGAGGAGUACAGAGGGUAAUCUUCACUCUCUGAGGGUGCAGCUACAGGACAGAGACAGUCAGCUGGAGAAUGCUGCUAACAAGAUCUUCACACUAGAGAACUCUCUGAAGGAGACAGAGGAGAGUUGUGUGGCUGCUAAGACAGAGGUCCAGACUCAUUCUACACUGCUGGAGGAGAUGAGCAGAGAACUGGGGAGACUCACACUGGCUGAGAAGAAAUCUGUGGAAGAGGUGAAUGAGCGUGGGGAGAUGCUGAGACACAUGAAGCAGGACCUGUCUGCUCUGAGGGCCACUCAGGACUCACUGAAGAGAACCCUCAGUAUGAAGGAACAACACACACACCAGCUAACGCACGACAACACACACCUCAGAGAGACCCUGGACACGCUAAAGAACAAGCUCCUGGUCAGUGAGGACAGGGUGUGUACUCUGUCAGUAGAGCUGGAUCAGGUGAAGAUCAGUCUGGGUGAAGAGAUAGAUCAGUGUCAGCAUCUCCAGGACCAGGUUUUACAGCAGAGUCAGGAUCUGGAGCAGGCCAACCACACACUCACUGACACACGCAGGGCCGCCGGCAGGAAGAUCCACAAGAAGGACAGCAAGCUGUAUGUGUUACUGAAGGAGUUAGCAGAGGUUAGAAAGCAGUUCUCUGACUGUAAACAAGAGUUGCUCAGUAGAGAGUCUGCAUUGGCAAAACAGCAGGAGGAGACGGCUCAGCUGAGAUCCAAGAUGGAGGACUGUUCCUGUGAAUGUUCAGCUCUGAACAGGGAGAAAGAGAGACUGGAGACAGACCUCACACUUACUAACCAGAAACACCGCACCGCACAGGGAGAGGUGAGCAGUAGAGACCAGGUGAUUCUACAGUUGAGGACAGAGCUGAGUAAAGCGGAGCAGAAGUAUCAAGGAACACAGGAGGAGCUGGCCAUGCUGGAGGCUGAGGUCAGCCGUCUGAACCAGAAGGUCAAGAGUCAACAGGAAGAGGCGUGUCUUCUCAGGCAGAUGGUUAGAGAGGGGGAGGGGCUUAGAGACCAGGAAGUGACGGAACGACAACAGAUACAGAACGCACUCUGUAUCGCACAGCAACAGGUGAAGUCCCAGACCAUGUCCAUAGAGCAGCUAACAUCUGAUCUGGACUCAAUGAAACAGAACCACAGAGCUGACACAGAGCGCUGGAGCCACAGGCACUUCCUGCUCAACAGCCAAUUAGAGCAGGCCUCCUCUGAGCUCAGCCAAUCCCAGGCCAAGGUCAGAGAGCACGGGUCAGAGGUCACAGAGCUGAGGGGAAAGCUCCAACUGGCAGAGGAGGGAUACCAGGAGGCUCUGGAGAAGGUUGAAGAGGCUGAAGGGUUGGUUAACACACGAGACACUGAGACAGAGCUCCUGAGACAACAACUGAAGGACCUCGAGGAGGACCUUCGUGAAACCACGUCCAUGGCUCAGGGCCAGGAGGAGAAGGCAGCCAUCUUUAAACAGAAGUACUGCGUUGCCAUGGAGAAGGUGCAGCAGCUCCAGGGACACAUAGAGUGUGUGGAGGAGGAGCUUAGAUACACACAACAACAGCUGACUGAAUCUAAGGCAGCGGUGGGCGAGGUUAAGGCGGAGCUUACAGAGCUGGAAGGGUGUUACCAAGAAAAACUUGGCCAAUGGGAGCGCUCGGAGGAGGCCCUGGACCAACUGACUGAUGAGCUGCAGGCCAAUCAGAUGGCUGUGACGGAGGGGCGGGAGAGAGUGGAACAGUGUGAAGGAACCAUACACUGUCUACAGCAAGAAAUGGACACACAGAAAACUCAGAUACUAGAGUAUGAGAGUUCUCUGAAGUCCUACCAGCAGAACCACUCCUACUCUGAUGAGCAGUAUUGUGCCUUACAGAGACAGAGACUACAACUGCAGAAGCAGUGCACAGAGCAGGUAGAGCGCUUGGCCAAUUGCGAACGGGCCCUACUACAGAUGAGAGCAGAGUAUCUUCGCCAGGAGGAGGAGCUAGAGAGUCAGAGCCAGGAGAAGGCGGGGCUAGAGAGGACCCUGCAGUCUCUGCACCUGGACCUGGCCGCCUCCCACCGCAAACACCUGGUCACUCACACACAGCUGGAGCAAGAAGUGACACGCCUACAGGAGGAGCUGGUUGACACCCACAACACCUGUCCACAGAGAGAACAGGCCAUCCAGGGGCAGGAUGUCUUGCUCCAGCAAGUUGAGGAGGACCUGAAGGAAACUAGGCUGCUCCUUCAGAGGAGAACCAAGGAACUGAAGGAGGAGAAAGACUGGGUGCAGAGGCUCAGAGAGGAGGCGCAGGAGCAGAGAGAGGAGGAACACAGACUUGUGGAGGAGCUGUCAUGUCGUGGAGAGGAGGUUUGGUGGUCAGAAGGGAGUGUGAGAGAAGGAAGACAGGCGGAGGAGAGGAGGCUGAAAGUGGAGAGGCUGGAGACGCAGUCUGCAGAGCUGAGACUGGCCCUACAGCAGGCCUUGGAGAACACACUCAACACACAGAGAGACAACCAGACAACACAGGAACAGGUGAAGACAUUGGAGGAGGAGAACAACUCAUUGACCAAUCAGGUGAGGACUUUGGAGGAGAAGUACAGCUCGUUGACCACUCAGCUGCUUAGGUCACAGAGGCAGGGCCAAGAGAACGUCCAGCGGCUAGCCAAUCAGGAGGAGCGUCUGGUCGUACUGAGGACAGAGUCAGAGACACUACAAGAGAAAUACAGCAGCAAGGUGCAGGAGCUGGACAAACUACGGUUGGAGGUGGAGGGGGCGCACUCUGACAACACACACCUCCGCCAGGAGAGCAAGGUGGUCAUGGCCAACGUCAACCGCUGGGUCAAAGAGCAGAGGGUUGCCAGUGAGAGUCUGGCUGCUAAGAUCAGAGGUCAGAACAAGGUGCUGCUCAUCAUCAGUGAGGAGAAACAACAUCUUCAGGAGGCUAACAGGGCCCUAGAGGAGGAGCUGAGGAAAUUGGGAGACGAGGGGGAGGAGAAGGAGAGAGAGAUGGAACGCUUAAAGGCCCAGGUUCAAGUCCGGGGUCAACAGCAGGAGGAGGAGAGGGAGAGCUUUGUGACCACCAACCUGAGUAGGAUCCAGUACAUGCAGGUCAGACUGAGAAGCAACCUGGAGGCUAUAGGCCUGCUCAACAAACACCUGAGUGCUCUGGGAGGAGAGAAUGAGAGAUUGCGUCGGCAGCUGGAGGAGGAGAGAGCAGAGCGCAGACGAGUGAAUCGACGGAUACCGCCAACCAACCACCGGAGGGGUACCUCCCUCCUUCCAUUCUCCCUCACACACGGGCCCUCCUCCUCCCUUCCCUCCCUCUCCCCCUCUCUGGACAGAGACACAGGAUAACCUCCCCCUGCCUCCCACCUUUCCCCCUCCCCUCUGCACCACCCCCCCCAGCCACAGCCCCAGUCUCAGGCCAGGGGAGAAGGACAGUGCCCUGACCCGAGCAGAGUUGAGCAAUGCUGGGCCGCGGUAGCCAGGCGAGGCCCAGGCUGUGAAUGAGGCCUACUGGGUGAGGAGGGUGGGAGAACUAUCCGUACAGUUGCAGGACAGAGAGCUCUACUGGUCAGGUAGGAUCAAACACCUCGCUACAGAGAUACGACAGACCAAGGACGCUUCGCCUCACCUGACCUCCCGCUGACCUCUAACCCCUAACCUCUGACCCCUGAACUCUAAUGCCUGACAUCUCUUCCUUGUUUGGCUGUUCUGUUGGAUGGGUUCGGUUAUGAAGCCAUAUCAUUGUCUCUGAUCACUGUGUGACUGGGUGCCAUGUACUGCAACUGUUGACAUUGACAUCUAUUUUCGUUUGUUGUUAGUGCCAUGUGUUCUCCCGCUGCUGUGUGUGCGUGUGUGUUCAGUGCCUUGUAACAUGAGAGAAUUGUAGUAAUAAUGAAUGUUUUUUUAUAUUUAUUCUUAGAGUUCCAGUUUGAUAAUAACUCCAAAUAUGAUCAUAACAUUUUCUGACCGUUUUAUGUUUAAAGUUGUGACUGUAGGCCAGAUAGUUGUGACUGUAGGCCAGAUAGUUGUGACUGUAGGCCAGAUAGUUGUGACUGUAGGCCAGAUAGUUGUGACUGUAGGCCAGAUAGUUGUGACUGUAGGCCAGAUAGUUGUGACUGUAGGCCAGAUAGUUGUGACUGUAGGCCAGAUAGUUGUGACUGUAGGCCAGAUAGUUGAUGUGCUAAGGGAAGACAUGGAAGCCAGUGUUGGCUAAACAAGACCUACAUGUGACAGAGAGGGAGGGAGAGAGGGAGAGAGGGAGAUUUGACUGUGAUAAUGAUAACGGCUGAAUCUCUCUCUCUUUCCCUCUGUCUAUUCAAAGAGAAACAUUGAGGCAUGCAGCCACAGACUCUUUCAUCUCUCUCUUUCUCUCUCUCUCAAUUCAAUUUAAGGGCUUUAUUGGUAUGGGAAACAUAUGUUUACAU